Messenger RNA from Impatiens glandulifera, 2350 nucleotides. Its product is annotated as xyloglucan glycosyltransferase 4. The record is from RefSeq and is a predicted model, not a curated record. Gene Ontology annotation, molecular function: glycosyltransferase activity. The transcript has 4 exons. Gene Ontology annotation, cellular component: Golgi apparatus. NCBI's taxonomy places the organism in Eukaryota, Viridiplantae, Streptophyta, Magnoliopsida, Ericales, Balsaminaceae. Bases 166 to 2160 code for a protein of 664 amino acids.
UCUCUCUCUUAAUCUUGAUUUUUCGGCCGGAUGACAAAAAUCCAUUCUUUACUCAUGAACUAGAACAAUCUCCGAUUUGAAUUUUCUCCCUCUGUUUCCAGAUUCCUCAUCUGGGUACGUAAUCCCUUGAUUAAUCGAUUGUCGCCGGAGAAUAACAGAGCAAUAAUGGCGCCAAGUUCAGUUGUGGUGACGAUCGAGAAGCCACUGAUAGAAAUUUCCGACGUAAAGGCACAGGCUUUUCCUGACAAGUCGAAAGCUUCAAGUCCGAAACAGUUCACUUGGCUACUACUCUUGAAAGCGUACAGGGUCGUGAGUUGCAUUUCAUGGCUAGCAAUGGGGUCGAGAGAUGUACUCUUUACUGCGAAGAAGAGGAUCGAGAUGAACGAAGGUGAACCCAAGAACAGAGGAAGGUUGUAUAGAUUUCUCCGAGUGUUUCUUGCUUUAUCUAUAAUGGGUUUAGUCAUUGAAGGCAUUGCUCAUUUCAAAAAAUGGCAUUUGAUGACUAUGAUUCAUCCAUGGGAAGUUCAGGGUCUUCUUGAAUGGUCUUAUAUGGCUUGGCUUUCGUUUAGACUUAAUUAUGUCGCACCUUUGGUUAUUAAGCUAUCAAAUUUCUGCAUCGCCCUUUUCAUGAUCCAAUCAUUGGAUCGUUUCAUACUCUGCAUCGGCUGUUUCUGGAUGAAAUGUAAGAAAAUGAAACCAGAAUUGAUAAUAGAACCAGAAGGAGAUGAUAUUGAACAGAAUUCUAAUUUCCCAAUGGUCCUUGUUCAAAUACCCAUGUGCAAUGAGAAAGAGGUAUUCGCGACGUCAAUUGGGGCUGCUUGUCUGUUGGAUUGGCCAAAAGAUCGACUUUUAAUUCAAAUCCUGGAUGAUUCAGACGAUGAAAGUACACAGCUUUUAAUCAAGAAUGAAGUUUCGAUGUGGAGGCAAAAAGGGGUGAAUAUAAUCUACCGACACCGGUUCAUUAGAACCGGUUAUAAAGCAGGUAAUCUCAAAUCAGCCAUGGCCUGUGCCUACGUUAAGGACUAUGAAUUCGUCGCGAUAUUCGAUGCUGAUUUCCAACCCAACCCAGAUUACCUUAAACAGACAAUACCCUAUUUUAAGGGAAAUCCGGAAGUGGGUUUGGUCCAGGCUCGAUGGUGUUUCGUGAACAAGGAUGAGAAUUUGUUAACCAGACUUCAAAAUGUGAAUCUAUGCUUUCACUUUGAAGUGGAACAGCAAGUUAAUGGGAUGUUUUUGAAUUUCUUUGGCUUCAACGGGACUGCCGGAGUUUGGAGGAUCAAAGCUUUAGAAGAAUCCGGCGGCUGGCUUGAAAGAACUACGGUGGAAGAUAUGGAUAUCGCCGUUCGAGCCCAUCUACAUGGAUGGAAAUUCAUCUUCCUUAAUGAUGUCAGAGUCCUCUGUGAAUUACCGGAAUCUUAUGAAGCUUAUAAGAAACAACAACAUCGUUGGCAUUCCGGUCCGAUGCAACUAUUCCGGUUGUGUCUUCCGGCCAUCUUAACUUCCAAGAUAUCAAUAUGGAAGAAAUCAAAUCUGAUUCUUCUCUUCUUCCUUCUAAGGAAAUUGAUUCUACCCUUUUACUCAUUCACUCUAUUCUGCAUAAUUCUUCCAUUAACCAUGUUCAUACCAGAGGCCGAAUUACCUCUCUGGGUUGUUUGCUACGUCCCGGUUCUGCUCUCCUUCUUGAAUAUCCUCCCCACUCCAAAAUCAUUCCCAUUCUUGAUUCCAUACCUAAUGUUUGAAAACACAAUGUCGGUCACAAAGUUCAAUGCAAUGGUAUCCGGUUUGUUCCAGCUGGGUAGUGCUUACGAAUGGGUAGUAACAAAGAAGACCGGCAGAGCAUCGGAAUCGGAUUUACUAGCUUUGGCAGAGAGGGAAGAAGAGAAGUUUCCGGUUCAAAGGAGACUUUCUGAAUCUGGGUUAGAAAUGUUGAACAAAUUGAAGGAAGAAGAAGAGAAUAGGGUUCCAAUUGUGGUUGAGAAGAAGAAGAAACAGAAACAGAACAGGCUGUACAGAAAGGAAUUGGCACUUGCUUUCCUUUUACUGACGGCAGCUGGUCGGAGCUUGUUAUCAGCUCAUGGCCUACAUUUCUAUUUCUUGUUGUUUCAAGGUCUGUCUUUUUUGGUUGUCGGUCUGGACUUGAUCGGAGAACAGGUCAACUGAAUUCACGACGAUCAGAUCAUCAUCAUCAUCGGUGAGAAACAAACAAUCUAAUUGGGCGGGCGCGUGUCUUUCGGAUUUGAUUAAGAUUGUCGAAUAUAUAUAUUUUUAAUAUUAUAUAUAGAGAGAAUUGUAAUAGAAAAAUAGUGAUUCUUUGAUUGUAUACUUUUGGACCUUAUUUAUUCUUAGAUAA